Talaromyces amestolkiae is the source of this 1686-nucleotide messenger RNA. RefSeq lists its product as uncharacterized. Gene Ontology annotation, molecular function: catalytic activity. The coding region runs from base 1 to 1686 and encodes 561 amino acids. The record is from RefSeq and is a predicted model, not a curated record. Lineage: Eukaryota; Fungi; Ascomycota; Eurotiomycetes; Eurotiales; Trichocomaceae. The transcript is spliced from 6 exons. Gene Ontology annotation, cellular component: cytoplasm.
AUGGAUGACGAAGAUGCCCCUCCAGAGCUGGUAGAGGUGACGGCAUUCCCAGAGUCUAUGGGCAAAAAAGAAGGAAAAGUAGAAGAAAGAGAAAAAGAAUCAGUUGAAUUCGUCAGUCGGGUACCAAUAACUCUGGUUACAGGAUACCUGGGAGCGGGCAAGACGACUCUAUUAAAUUACAUCCUGACUGAGAAGCAUGGCAAAAAGAUUGCCGUUAUCAUGAAUGAAUUCGGAGAUUCAACCGACAUCGAAAAGUCAUUAACUGUAAACCAAAACGGGCAGGAGGUCACGGAAUGGCUCGACGUCGGUAAUGGUUGUAUAUGCUGCUCAGUCAAAGACUCCGGCGUCCAAGCAAUCGAAUCGCUGAUGGACCGCCGCGGUACAUUCGACUACAUUCUCCUCGAAACUACCGGGCUUGCCGACCCCGGCAACAUCGCCCCUUUAUUUUGGGUCGAUGACGGUCUAGGAAGCUCAAUCUAUCUCGACGGUAUCGUCACACUUGUAGAUGCAAAAAACAUUCUGCGAUUACUAGAUGAGCCCGCCCCGGAAGAGACGACAGCAACUCAUGCCGGAGCCGAACAUGACGAGCAUUAUGGCUCGGGACCAGCGUUGACCAUGGCCCAUCUACAGAUUUCGCAUGCAGAUGUCAUCGUUCUCAACAAAGCUGACCUGGUAACGCCGGCGGAGUUGGAGGCUACCCGGCAAAGGAUUGCGUCUAUCAAUGGUGCGGCAAAGAUUCAUGUCACGGAUCACAGUCGCACGCCUCAGAUCGAAGGCGUCGUUCUGGAUCUACAUGCCUACGAUCAACUUUCAAAGAUGGAUUUCUCGGAAAAGGGACAUGCGCAUAUUGAUCCCAGGAUUUCUACCGUUGCAUUGACGCAUCCCAGAAUCUCGCCUGACCACUUACCGCGUGUAGAUGAGUGGCUGAGGUCGAUCUUAUGGAAAAGCAUUGAUAAGUAUUCUGGCGGUGGUGUUGCAGACAAUAGCACGCAAACUUCCAGUUUUGAGAUUCAUCGUCUCAAGGGUAUACUAUCCCUGACUGAUGGAUCAUUUAAAAUCAUCCAGGCUGUGAGAGAAAUGUAUGAGAUAAGAGACUCGGAGAAGCGAGAAAAACAAGACGAUGAGACAGAGGUCUUCUACCAAACGCCCCUAACCUUCGCCCUCGUCAACCUCAAACCUAUAAUCCCAGGCCACGUUCUCGUCUCCCCUCGCCGCAUCGUCCCUCGCGUCUCCGACCUCACAGCCGACGAGACCACCGAUCUGUUCCUCACAGUCCGCAAAGUAGGACGCAUGAUAGAGCGCGUAUACGGUGCGACAAGUCUCAACAUCGCAAUCCAAGAUGGGGUAGAUGCGGGCCAGAGCGUGCCGCAUGUUCAUACACACAUCAUCCCGCGGAAAAGGGCGGAUCUGGAUCAUAAGGGUGGCACGGAUGCGAUUUAUGAGAUGUUGGAUGGGGAGGAAGGUGAUUUGGGCAGGAUACAGAAAGAGCUACAGAUGCAGAAGAAUACUGAUGUGCUACAAGAAAGUUCAACGGGGACGAUAUUGACCGAAGGAAGGAAGAGGAGGUCGAAUUUCCCAGCUGUCGAUAAUGAGAGUAGGACGCCGAGGAGUGAGGAAGAUAUGGAGAUGGAGGCGCGUAUGUUGGCGGCGGAGAUGGAGAAGGAAGAUGACCGAGUUCGUCUAUGA